Messenger RNA from Meloidogyne enterolobii, 498 nucleotides. Lineage: Eukaryota; Metazoa; Nematoda; Chromadorea; Rhabditida; Meloidogynidae. The record is from the annotation of a GenBank genome assembly.
UUCCAUUUUUUGACCUUUUUUGACCUUUUUUUUUGGCUUUUGGAGCAAUAGCCCCCCCCCCUUGAAAUCGACCUUUGCUACGCCUUCAAUCCCUUCAAUUAAUUUGAUAUUUCUGUCUGGUCGUUGUGUUUUAUCCAGCUGGUAUUUCAACCUUCACUCUUAUUAAUUAAAUUUUUAAACAAAUUUUUUUCAGGAGAAGGUGGAUUAAAAAUGAGUAGAAUAAUAAGUAAACAUUUAAUUGAUUAUUUUGUUCCAUUUCUUCCAUUGGAAAGAAGGCAUAUUAUUAUGUGUUUUAGAGAUUAUUUACAUUCAAAAAAUAUUGUUUAUACACAAGAACAAUUGGAAAAUUUGGCUGAUCAACUUUCGUAUUUCCCAAAAGACACCCCAAUAUUUUCAACUUCUGGAUGUAAACAAAUUGAAAGAAGAGCAGAUUUUAUGUAUGCUGAAGUUAUUAGAGAACAACAUUUUUUAGCGAGUCAAUAUAAUGAUGAAAUUUGA